This is a messenger RNA of Malaya genurostris, 3274 nucleotides long. It is a transcript of the gene rswl, whose product is annotated as mitochondrial ribonuclease P protein 1 homolog. The transcript has 2 exons. Bases 2013 to 3227 code for a protein of 404 amino acids. Gene Ontology annotation, cellular component: nucleus; nucleoplasm; mitochondrion. Gene Ontology annotation, biological process: positive regulation of mitochondrial translation; mitochondrial tRNA 5'-end processing. The record is from RefSeq and is a predicted model, not a curated record. Gene Ontology annotation, molecular function: tRNA binding. Lineage: Eukaryota; Metazoa; Arthropoda; Insecta; Diptera; Culicidae.
CAAAUUGAACUGCCGAGUUUAGCACUAAGCAGUUCAAUUUAAACUGCUCUGCACUGAUGAGUCAAAGACGAAACGUAAAAAUAAUGAAAACGGUUAUGUGCCCUAGCACAAAAUUUGGCUAACCCCUGAAUGACCAUACCUGCAUCGGCCAGAAAUAGUCGAAAACACGUUUUCGUUCGGCACGUCAGAAAAGACAUUGCACUUCGUUGCAAAACAAAAAGUGUUCUGUAAGUAGCAGAAACUUUACGUCUGCUUAGCGGUUCAAAUUGAACUGCCGAGUUUAGCACUAAGCAGUUCAAUUUGAACUGCUCUGCACUGAUGAGUCAAAGACGAAACGUAAAAAUAAUGAAAACGGUUAUGUGCCCUAGCACAAAAUUUGGCUAACCCCUGAAUGACCAUACCUGCAUCGGCCAGAAAUAGUCGAAAACACGUUUUCGUUCGGCACGUCAGAAAAGACAUUGCACUUCGUUGCAAAACAAAAAGUGUUCUGUAAGUAGCAGAAACUUUACGUCUGCUUAGCGGUUCAAAUUGAACUGCCGAGUUUAGCACUAAGCAGUUCAAUUUGAACUGCUCUGCACUGAUGAGUCAAAGACGAAACGUAAAAAUAAUGAAAACGGUUAUGUGCCCUAGCACAAAAUUUGGCUAACCCCUGAAUGAAGGAUAGGGCGCUUCAGCAAGUGCUAUCGUAGCCAACAUCUGGGGCAUUUGGUGGGCAAUCAGAACACUCAGAGUAUGGUAAACAAACAUUCGAGCAUUACAAAUCGAGUAAAAUCUUAAUCUCCUUAUCGUAGUGAUGAUAUUCUGAUCGAUAGUUUGCGGAAAAGUGCGGUAAAGGGUACUGAAUAAACAAGUAGUUUGUAAUAUCCAAUUUUUUGUUAGCCAUUCUUCUUCAUUGUUUUGGUUUUUGCAGAAUGAUGCUGGCCACAGUUUCAUGACGUCAUAGCUGGAGGCUGGUUUAAAUCACGACGUAAAAUACACUGGUGGCGUGAUAAGACAGUUUUGGUUGUGUUGGUAAUUUUCUCAUAAAAUUAAGUAUGGCGCGCCGGGAUUCAAGCAUGUAAACAUAAACAAACGACCACUUCAGAACGGGAUUUCACUUCUAAGUUACUCCAGUUGUCGCGCAGCCUGGCGAAUCUUUGGCACUAAUUGAAAAUCUGAACAUUUUUUCUUCAAGGGCUUGCAAGGUAACGUCGAAACAUAGAAAAUUUUACACACAUCCGAUUCUAUUCAUUUCGUUGGAGGCAGGAUUUGGCGGAUCGCACUGUGGUAUCUAUUACAGUUAUCAUGGAUAAUGGUGUGAUUGUGCUGUGGGUGGCAUUUCAAAUGCAGGUGAUGAAAACGAUUGAAACAUCCCGGAACAAAACACCGCAUUUCACUGUCAAUAUUUUCGCAAACAGAACCAACUCUAAAUAUUUUCAUAAAAGCAACUCCCGGAACGUCAUUUGUUUAUGUUUUUUCUUCUUCACUUCUCUCUGUUAUUCCAAAAUAAAAUGACAACCGCACUAACACAUAGAAAAACGUGAUCACCAGGGUAUUUUACAUCGUGGGUUUAAAUGGUUUAAAUUAAACUUUAAGCGAAGUACUGUUCAGGGAUGUCAGGUUCACAGACUAAUCUGUGUUUCACAGAUUUUGAAUUUUCUGCACAGAUUUUUAAAAUGACACAGAUUUUCACAGAUUUUUGAAAAUGAUCACAGAUUUUCACAGAUUCUUGAAUAAAUCACAGAUUUUGGAAAUCGAGCUUUUUUUUUGCUCACUAAAUUGAAUUCGAUCAGCUAUAAUGGUUCGAGAAAUGGGUAGUGAGACCUUUUUUUUGCUCACCAAAUUGAUUUUGAACUGCUAUUGGAGUACGGAAAACGGUCACAGAUUUUCACAGACAGGUUUUGGAUUUGAUCACAGAUAUUUGAAAAAAUGACCUGGCAUCCCUGGUACUGUUUGUAAAUAGUGGAGAGCACGUUCAGCGGGUUCGUAGUGGAUAAUUUCCCUGUAAUAAUUGUAAAGUUUUCAAAGAGAAAAUGUUGCGCUCAUUGCUAGUGGCUCGCAACCUAUUGAUGGAUUCUACUUUGCAUCAAAGAUCGAUUCAGAUUAAAGAGUUAGGCAUGCGAUACAAACCAUUAGCAUAUUGCAUACAGCAUUACACAAAUCUACCGAAUCAUAAUAAAUCAAUAAGCGAAAGAGAAGAAGAUCAUUCUUCUUCGACAGCUGAUAACGAGAAAAGGCGAAAAAUUCUCGAACUUGAGUUAGAUGUGAUGCGACAGGAAGGUCGCAAAGUUCCAACACCAAGUAAAAUCAAAGAUGACCACUGGCAGCAUCUACUGCAGCUCAACUCGCGCAAUCAACGGAGGCAGUUCUACCUUUAUUUGUGGAAUAUUGAAAUAUCGAAAGAAAAUACACGUCUAAAAAAGGAACGGAAAAAGCAGGAGAUUGCUCAACGAAAGGAAGAACUCACACAGGCUAAUGCAGAAAAUAAUCAUAUUAUUUAUGGUUUGUUUCAUAACACCAUGUUCCUUCGGAUAUACGAUUCGGCAAUGGAUCAUUUCCACAACAAUAAAUUAAUUCAAGCAAUGCGUUUCGGGCAAAAUCUUGUUUUCGAUUGUUCUUAUGACGAAUAUAUGAACGAGAAAGAAAUGCGAAAUACUGCCAAACAGCUAAUGUUGUGCUUUGCGAUCAACCGACUUCAUAACGAGCCAUUCAACAUUCAUCAUUGUAAUGCGGAUUUCAGUCGGACAACAAUGAAAGCCUUAGAAAAACAUUUGGUUCACGUACACGAACCGUCUUUCCCAUUCAACAUAACGGAGAAAAGCUAUUUAGAUUUGUUUCCACGGGAGCAGCUGGUUUAUCUAACGCCACACUGCAAGAAUGAUCUAGAAGCCUUCAGCCCGGACGAUGUGUAUAUCGUCGGAGCGAUGGUGGACAAAUCUUCCCAGGACAAUAUUUCCUUGGGCAAAGCGAAAAAGCUAGGACUACGGAUGGCUCGUCUUCCGCUGGAUGACCACUUUCUGUUUAAAGGUGGUAAGUCGCUCACGAUUGAUCAGAUGCUGCUCAUCAUGCUCGAGUUGAAAACAUCCAAAAAUUUCGACAAAGCCUUCGAACAUGUUCCGAAGCGGAAAAUAGUUUCGUUGGACGAGGAGCAGAUGCAAACGCAGCAGAGACUAAAGCAGCUCAACACGAUGGGUAAAUUUAAAUUCAGUAGGGAUAGUUUUUCGGAUCGAAAGUUUAGGAAACGAUAAAUGAGAUAUAAUAAAAUGUUUCGUUAGAUAUAUUAUCCGUAUGCGCA